Molecule: messenger RNA, 522 nt
Organism: Cryptococcus wingfieldii CBS 7118
Lineage: Eukaryota; Fungi; Basidiomycota; Tremellomycetes; Tremellales; Cryptococcaceae
Product: histone H3
Exons: 4
Coding region: 1-522 (173 amino acids)
Cellular component (GO): nucleosome
Molecular function (GO): DNA binding; protein heterodimerization activity; structural constituent of chromatin
Source: RefSeq, a predicted model, not a curated record
AUGGCCCGAACAGUCACGUCCCCGAACCGCGCGGGAGGCCGGUCCUCCUUGAACGAUGCUGGCCGUCCACGCGCUGGCCCAUCAGGAGGAGGAAAGACGAGCGGGAAGAAUACGGCCAGGAAGAGUACGGGUGGUAAAGCUCCUAGAAGGAGUGGGCCGUCGAACCCUGCUCCAGCGAGACCGAAUGACCCAGCACCUCGCAAGAAACAUCGUUUCCGCCCCGGUACCGUCGCUUUGCGUGAAAUCAGGCAGUAUCAGAAGAGCACGGAUCUGCUUAUUGCCAAAUUACCAUUCUCCCGAGUCGUGAGAGAAGUAGCGAUGGAUGUGGCUUCGGCGGAUGCUACGGAACUGAGAUGGCAGAGCUCGGCAAUUAUGGCGUUGCAAGAAGCAGCAGAGGCGUUUUUAGUCCAUCUGUUUGAAGACGCCAAUCUCUGUGCCAUCCACGCCAAACGAGUCACCAUCAUGCAGAAGGACAUUCACCUAGCACGACGGAUCAGAGGACAAUGGGCUGGCUUGGGAUAA